AAGAGGAGAAAAGCGAGAGAGAGAGAGAGGUAGAGAGAGGGAGGGAGAGUGAGGGAGACGGGAGCGGACACACUCGGAGUUCAGGCUGGGCGCUCCUGCUUCUUUCUGCCAUGGCUGAUCUCAUCCACCUUCACGACUCUUCAGCCGCGCUCGCGAACCGCUUCGCCCGCAAAGGCGCGCUGCGGCAGAAGAACGUGCACGAGGUGAAGAACCACAAAUUCAUCGCGCGCUUCUUCAAGCAGCCCACCUUCUGCAGCCACUGCACAGACUUCAUCUGGGGAUUUGGCAAGCAAGGAUUCCAGUGCCAAGUGUGCUGUUUCGUGGUCCACAAAAGGUGCCAUGAGUUCGUCUCAUUCUCCUGCCCUGGAGCUGACAAGGGGCCAGACACAGACGACCCGAGAAGCAAGCACAAGUUUAAGAUCCACUCCUAUGGCAGCCCAACCUUCUGCGACCACUGCGGCUCUCUGCUAUACGGACUCAUCCACCAAGGGAUGAAAUGUGACACCUGUGAUAUGAAUGUACAUAAGCAAUGCGUGAUGAAUGUGCCAAGCUUGUGCGGGACGGACCACACCGAGCGCAGAGGACGCCUCUUCCUCAAGAUCGAGGUCAGCGGAGACAGACUCCAUGUCACAGUUGGCGAAGCAAGAAAUCUAAUUCCCAUGGACCCCAACGGGCUGUCAGACCCGUAUGUCAAACUGAAACUGAUUCCGGACCCUAAGAACGAGACCAAGCAGAAAACCAGGACCAUCCGCUCCUCCCUCAACCCCACCUGGAACGAGUCCUUCACCUUUAAGCUAAAGGCCACAGAUAAAGACCGGCGGCUGUCAGUAGAGGUGUGGGACUGGGACAGGACCACCAGGAAUGACUUCAUGGGCUCUAUGUCAUUUGGUGUGUCUGAGCUGAUCAAAGCCCCUGUGUGUGGCUGGUAUAAGAUGUUGAAUCAGGAGGAGGGCGAGUACUAUAACGUUCCAAUCCCAGAAGUAGACGACAUUAACCUGGAGCUGAGGCAGAAGUUUGAGGCCUGUCAACUAAAUAUCCACUUCCUAAAGAAAGCUAAGCUGGGCCCAGGAAAGAAAGUGAUCACUCCAUCAGACCAUCGACGCUUCAGCCUGCCCUCCAGCAACAUGGACAGGGUCCGGCUCAAUGACUUCCACUUCCUGGCCCUCUUGGGGAAGGGCAGCUUUGGCAAGGUGAUGCUAGCAGAGAUGAAGUCCACGGAGGAGCUGUAUGCCAUCAAGAUCUUGAAGAAGGACGUGGUUAUCCAAGAUGAUGAUGUGGAAUGCACCAUGGUGGAGAAGAGGGUACUGGCUCUGAGAGACAAGCCACCAUUCCUCACCCAACUCCACUCCUGCUUCCAAACAGUGGACCGGCUUUACUUUGUGAUGGAAUACAUUAACGGAGGGGACCUGAUGUACCAUAUCCAGCAAGUGGGCAAGUUUAAGGAGCCUCAAGCAGUGUUCUACGCAGCUGAGAUUGCUGUGGGGCUGUUUUUCCUACAUAGGAAGGGAAUCAUCUACAGAGAUCUAAAGUUGGAUAAUGUGAUGCUGGACUCGGAGGGCCACAUUAAAAUUGCAGACUUUGGCAUGUGCAAGGAGAGCAUGUAUGAAGGCAUGACGACACGCACCUUCUGUGGCACUCCAGAUUACAUCGCUCCUGAGAUCAUCGCCUAUCAGCCAUAUGGGAAGUCAGUAGACUGGUGGGCUUACGGCGUCCUGCUCUAUGAGAUGCUGGCUGGUCAGCCUCCGUUUGACGGCGAGGAUGAGGACGAGCUGUUUCAGUCCAUCAUGGAACACAACGUCUCCUACCCAAAAUCCAUGUCGAAAGAAGCUGUGUCCAUCUGCAAGGGGCUGAUGACCAAACACCCCUCUAAGCGUCUGGGCUGUGGUCCAGAGGGGGAGAGAGAUAUUAAAGAGCAGGCCUUCUUCCGGAGGAUUGACUGGGAUCGACUGGCCAACAGAGAGAUCCAGCCUCCAUUCAAACCCAAAGUGUGUGGUAAAGGAGCAGAGAACUUUGACAAGUUCUUCACACGCACCCAGCCCAUGCUGACCCCACCGGACCAGCUGGUCAUUGCCAACAUCGACCAGAGCGAGUUCGCCGGCUUCUCCUACAUCAACCCACAGUUCAUCCACCCGUCUGUACACGGCAGCGUGGUAUGAGGACCCGAAUGCACCUAAAACUCCAAAACACACAGCGCAGGAGGCAGCAGCCUCCGCCACUUUACAAACUCAAUAAACCUAUCUAUACUGUUGAUGACCCUUUAUCAGAGCAUAUUGGAAUGGAGGCCAGCUGGAAGGGGGGGGGACUCUUCGAAUGGGUCCAAACAGGAUGACAGCACUAAAGCAUGUUUCUGUAUCUAUAUGGCGCAAUAUAUUUAAUACAUGGCAGCAUUUCUAAAGUUCUUAAAGGUUCAGAGACCUUAGAGCAAUGACAGCUUCACAGUCUGUUGACAUAUCUGCUUAGGCAUAUCAUGUUGUUUCUUCGUUUAUUGUCUACGCAAUAUAAUGUGGAAUUAAAACUACAAACACAGCAGCAGGAUCUUCAUGUCAGGGUGAGAAUUAAUAGCCCAAUCUUCAACGCAUCAGCUAACUCUGGGGCAGUGGUCAUUGUCAUAAGACAACCGUACAGCCAGUUGGUAAUUGUAAUAUGAAAAUGCUGGUACUUUCCAUCAUGGGCCCACGGCACCCCCCCCUUCCACAACCUUGCCAUUCCAUGUGUGUGAAGCAUGUUGACAUGAAACAGGUUUUUGUGUCUUAGACUUCCCUUCCCUCUUAUCUACUGCCAUUUCUAAAUAUUCUUGAAAUAUAUAUACAUAUACAUACAUAUAUAUAUAUAUAUAUAUAUUUGUAAAUUUAAAAAGUACAAUCUAUUGUUAUAGGAGUGCCAAAAUAUAAGUGCAUUGAAAGAUUUUAUAACUCUCACUAUAUGCAUAUAUGAAUUUCCUACUAAAGCUCUUAUAGAUGUUCUUUGUCCUGACUCAGACUCCAACACACUGUUUCCUGGCUCUGUUUUAUAGCAUGAUAGUUUCUCGAGCUUACAUUUUAUUCAUGAUGACAUUCGAUUCGUUAGGAAUUGUUCUUUGCAUCAGUCAGCAUGCCAUAUACUGUACAUUCAAGGCAGACUUCCUAUAAUAAUGAACAGUCAAAAAUGCACAUAAGGGAUUUGAGUUUUUACAGCGAAAUGGGGCAAAUUGUGUGCAUGGUUAGUCUUAUACCAGAGCUUAUUUGCCUGGUUCAUACUGACUGCAGUGAUGCAUCAUGAGGAGCUAUUUCUUUUCUUCAUGGUGCAGUGGAUGCUUAAUGCAGAAAUGCCCAGAGCAGCUGUGACUCUGAAUGAUCCUGUUGCUUCCGCCAAUGCCGACAAAUGGGAAAAGUCGGGAUAGAUAAUUGAAACCCUCUAAUCAAAUCAGUCUUGAAUGAAUCAAGGUUUCGGGUUGAUUAGUUGAGGCUGCUUUAUACAAAGAAUAGAAUUGACACGCCAGUUCUUCAAGGGUUCUUUAGUGAACAGUUAUAUACCAGCAGUUAUUUAGAACCAUGACAACUAAAGGCAGUUCCGUUACAGCACGAUACGGUUACUAAUCCAAACUCACAACUAUCCAACCCUGGUCAAGUACUAGUUUAAGUCUGUUUCCUAUCACAUAACAGAACUGUGAAAGUAGGCAGGAUUAUCUGGAGGUUGUUUGAUGGUCACAUGGUUUCCAGAUGCUAGUGUUAGCCAGGCCUGGGUCAUCAAGAAUUUGGUGGGCCCCUAUGUGGCUACCUUUUUUUUUGUUUGUUUGUUUGUUUCGGAAUAAUGUGUUUGAAUGUUCCAACCAAGCUGAAUAGUCUGGGUCUUGUAGUAUAUAAAACUAGAAUCAGGUUAUCUAGUGGUUCUAGAAACAAACCUCUUGAAUGAAAUACUUCUGUUAAAUAUGAAUGGCUAAUGUAAAGUUACAUUUUAUUUGUUGGCAUUUAAAAGAGAAUGUUUACCUGCCCUGAUUACGUAAAGACAAUAAGUUGCCAAACAGUACCUUUUCCAAACAUGCUGUGUCCCGCUAUGGCAUGAUAAAAAGUUAUGGUCUAUUGCUCACAGAAACACAGUCAUUUUACGUACAAAAUAUUUAAGCACAAUAUUUACCCCAGUGAAGACAAAAUGAAUUUAAAUUGGACUACCACAGCAGGUGUGGAAAAUGUUUGUGGACCGUUUAUAUCUUUCAGUUUGGAGACAGUUCUGUAGACAGUUUGGAGAACCACUAUUGACACCAACGCAGCAACUUUUGCUUUAGUUUGGGCUGAUGUUUUUUACUUGUGUUUGGUUCAGGAAAAAGGGCAUCCUUUACUCUGUCAGGCUAUCAGGGGUCGCUUGAACAAUUGCUAAGCGUUGCUUUGAGGGAAAAAUAAAGCGGAUUUUCAGGUACGACGUGGAUAGCGUUAAGAUUAUGAUCGGUCAUAACGCAAGGCUGAAAUUAGUUCAUUUUUUUCUAUGCCACUAGUAAAGUUCCUGCCGAGAGCCAAGACUGUUGUUUUGAUUUUGUCAUAACUUGGCUUGGGCUCUUGGCCACACGGCCGUAAAACCAAUGAUCCGGGCCUGCUGUUGACUGGAAACACAAACAACAGGGGAAACUAUGGAGGAGCUUCAAGCUCUGAUUUAACACUUACUCUGCAUUUGGUUUUAUGUCUAGAGCCACAGUCAGCGUUUCUAGUUAGCUAGUGUUUUUUAAAAAUGGAUUGUCAUCUAACUCGAGUGACACGAUUGUGUUUGACCAGUCAGUGGUCUGCAUCAUUUCUAGCUCCACCAACACGUUCCAGCUCAGAUGUUUGGUACCCCAGUAAGACAGGUAACCAAAUUCAGCAUGGUACAGUUCACGAGGCAGAAUAAAUGUCAACAAAAUGCAUGAACACAGAUUUGUAACUGUACUUUACCGCACUGCCUGUUGGACAACUGCCAUAAAACCAUAAGACCUGUAACCUUUCUUUUGGUACUGUUUAAGGCCCUUGCUGCUAAGAGGGUACACUCGCUAUGUAUGCAUGGUGGCCCAUCAGCUAUCAAGUGGUCUAAAUCCGACCAAGAAUUUGUCGCUUCUUCAUGACUUACUGUAAGACAGACUUACUGUAAGAAUGAACAGUCAUAGAUGGACUGAAUGGAAAGACCUCAGGGCCUGUGGGGCAUUUCUGUUUUAACCAGUUUGCUAUAACAAAAUGCACAAUGCAGUUCUAUGAUGCAUGCUUAGUUCUCUGUUUGUAAGGUCCAUUAGAGAACCCAGUAGGGAGGCAGUGAUCUCCAAUAUCAAACCCGCCUCUCUGAUAUUGUGAGACCAAGUGUUUAUGUACUUUCUGGUGAUGAAUUCUGUGUUCUACUAUAUGCUUUGACGUUCUUUUUCGAAAGCCGUGUUUCAAUUAUUAUAUAUACACAUAGUAUUUCUUCACUUUUCAAACAAGCUUAUUUUUUCCUGCACAUAUUUUUGUUUGUUUUAUGUUUAUUUUGUUUUUUUUCUCUGUGAAUACUUUCAUGUCGAGAGCUAUGUUUACCGUUACACUAAAGGAACACUAUAUCAACCUUUUUUUGUUUUGUAAAUGGCUGUUUCAGAAGAGAAUUAACGUUAACUGUAGAUUUUAUACCAAGAACUUGAAUGUGCUUUUACUAACUUAGAUGGUUCUGAAAUUUCUGUAUGUUUUAGAUGAUCUGAUAAAAAGGAGACUAGUUUGGCAAAAACUUUCAUAGCUUUGGUAUUGGCAAAAUCUUGUUAUAUAUGUAUUUCAUGUAUCUACCCAUACUUUUCGUUCGUGUUUAUGAGGCGAUAUAACUAAAGAAGAAGAAUCGAGGUAUGAGCACACCAUUUGGACUACGUUACUUGCCUUGAAUCGACCAGCGCUCCUGCGAGUAUACAUCAUUGUGUUUGCUUUCACUGUGUGCAUGCGAGGGUGCGGGCAAAUCAGAGCAUGCAUCUCAAGUGUCGCAUGAUACAAGAAAUAAAUAAAAAAAAUCCUCUGGGAAUGGCCGUGUCAUGCCAAGUGCAAAGCCCGUCCCAUCCUCUCUCGUGCUGUCGCUUUCGUUCCCAUCUUCCUCUUUUGCUUGGCCACUGGAUGGAGAACUAGAUUAGGCAGUAGUUAGAUUUAAAUAGUACUAAACCUGCUCUUAAUUUCCCCAGAUAGGCUAAAUUUUUCAUCUUUGUAAAUUUUUUCUACCUUCACUUGUGCCAAAAUACCAGUGGAUAUGAAUAUGGGAAACACAACUAGACAACCUUCAGCUAUGACCCAUCAGGUACUUCACUCAUUCUCCUCAUCCUACAUACCUCAGAGGUGUUCCUAUCACACUCAAGAUCGUUGAAUUUGGGGUUUUCCAUUCAUGUGCCAAAGUUCACGGUGAAGCCUCCAUUACUGGAUUUGACCACUCUGUUUUUUUCAUUUACACAGACACAAUUGACCUGUACGUGCUCCAUCCGCAAAAGCUUUCUUCUAUAGCUACUGGGGCGCGGUUGGACAAGCUUUACAAAAACGUUGGCCAAAAUCCAGUUCAACCUAAUGAUUUUGGAGUCACUACAUCCCAUCCGACACCAGAGAGCAAAACAAUAACGCAACAAGAGUAAUAUGAACAGAUUAUAAGAAUUUGAACUAGCUUAUCGUUGGGCUAAAGUAUUUAGAUUAACCAAUGACAACCGAUGACUACUGUUAUUGUUAUCAGUAUAACAAUGGAAAAUAGUAACUACUGUUAGGAGCACAGUGAAAAUAAGAGUUAAGUCCAUCAAUGUCAGUGACUACUGUGAGAAGCCUAUCAUGAUGAUCUGUUAGUAUGAAUAUGAGAAGAGCUCAGUGUAUAGUGAUGCAGGUGAAACCAUGUCAGUGAUUAAAUAGUUUGAGUCUGUGCAGACACCAGUAUCAGCAGGACGCUCCAUGGUGGUCAAACUGGUCCAGAAGACUGGCGAGCAGAGGUGCCCAAUCAAGGCAGAUGAAGCAACAGCAUCAGAUCGCACAGGAUGGGCAGUUAUCCAGCUCGGGAAACAAACACACACAGUUCUGUUUGGGGUGACUGAGAACAAUAUAGUGUAAACAGAGUGUAGCAGUGACUCUGGCAGGUGUAGCUAUUGCAGCCUAGCUUAAGAAGGGAGAGCCAGAAGGUAACAAAAACUCCCUCCCUCAGAGGCCAGCGCCCCCCCCGCUCCACCGCCAACAAACGACUAAGCAAGUGAGAGCAACAGGACGACAUUCUCAGUUUACCAUAAUACUGUGUGCAAAUGAAAACUUAUUACCAAAGGCUUGACUAAACAAAGCCUAGACUUAAAAACUGAUGCUGUGUCUGAGUCCUGAACACUGACUGGAUGGUUAUUCCAAAGCUGGGGGAGCUUUGUAUGAGAAGGCUUUACCCCCUGAUGUAACUUUAUUAAUUCUAGGUACUAACAGUGAGCCAGCACCUUGUGAUCUAAGUAGACGUGACGGUUCAUGUUAAGGGAUAUUUUAGCAUACAAACCUAGAAUACAGGCUUUUAUACUAUGCAUUUCCAUUGCAGCAAUUAGUUCAUCUGCUAAGGCUUAUGUAAGAGAAAUAGACACUCUGCUGUAAAUCAGGAAAUGACUACAAAGAGUAGUUAAGGUAGACAUCUGCUAGCCAUGUGAUCAGUCAUUAGUCAAUUUAAAAUAGGGAAAGUAGAAAGGAGACAACUAAAACUGAAGAAAGAAAGUAAACCACACACACGCUUGACUGUGUUGUAGCUAAUCAAUAAUAGGCUUGAAAAUAGCAUUGUGGCAAAGUCACUGUUGUUUCCAAAGCCUAACAUUAGCUUGAUUACAGAACAACAAAAACGCUACACCUAAUCUAUCCUAACAGAGUGACGUUUCACACCUCUACAUAAUAAAUAUCAUUUUAAAAUAAUAACCCACUGUAAAUGUAGAUAUUUUGAUAAUUUGUGCUACAGUUUCUCAUUGGAUCAACAGAGAUGUUUGCCAUCGUUCUGUAAAACUUGUCCAGACUUGCAGCCAUAUCUAAAGACGUAUUUGUGGGCAGAGCAUGAAUAGGUUCCUUGGUUUGGGUCUCUGGUUUUUCAGUUUCUUCUUCAUUGAAUGACAUGAAGGUUGUGCAGAAUGUUUAAGGACGUUUCUUUUAUCCAGUGAGAGCCGAAGGACUUUAGAUUUUUUUCAGUUACUAAUAUCAGAUGGUAGAUUAUGCCAGUGUGCCCCGUAUCAUCAAGCAAGAACUACAGUGUGUCUCACAUUGAGAGUCUUUGGAAUUCUAUUUAAUAUUUCAACACGUCAGAUAGUGCAUACUUAAAGUCUCCCUGGAUCAAUGAAUAUAGAAAUAUGUCAUAUAUCUUCUUAAGAGAUUUUAGAAUUGCAGUAAAUAUAUUGUCUGGUUAUUCAGAAGGUAUUUUAAAUGCACAUUUGAAAUAUUAUUACUUAAAAAAAACUAACAAAAAAACUAAGGAUAAUAUUAUUGUCAUGAAUUUUAUCAGAAAUCUUUAUUGCACUGAUUACCAGUAGAUCAAUGAAUCCGGGACAGAGUUUUGGUUUGAAAAAAGUUUUUUUUCCCUUCUUGUUUUCCUUUACCCAGUUUUUGCAAAAGUUUGUCCCUUUGUUCAUUGUGAAAGAUACUGUGUAUAAAUAAAUGUCAAAGAAAAGCUG
Molecule: messenger RNA, 8587 nt
Organism: Colossoma macropomum (tambaqui)
Lineage: Eukaryota; Metazoa; Chordata; Actinopteri; Characiformes; Serrasalmidae
Product: protein kinase C alpha type
Exons: 18
Coding region: 111-2156 (681 amino acids)
Biological process (GO): protein phosphorylation
Molecular function (GO): zinc ion binding; diacylglycerol-dependent serine/threonine kinase activity; ATP binding
Source: RefSeq, a predicted model, not a curated record